AUGUCGAAUCCCAGGAAAGACUUUGACGUGAAACAGAUCCUGCGCAUCCGCUGGCGAUGGUUCGGCCACCCAACAUCCCCACCUUCCCCCGGUAACCAGCCUUCGGGAGAUCUCUUCAGCAACAGCGGUGGUAGCGGCAACAGCAGCCGGGGGAACGGAGGCGCCUCAUCCGGCGGUGAUCAGCCCUCCCUCGGCGGCUGCAGUAGCUCCAACGCCGCCGCCGGUGCCAGCUCGAGUAACGGCAACUUAUCCUCCAACAUUAACAACAGUCGAAAGUUUGGAGAUUCGGGUCCAAACAGCGGACACUCAGCGGCGGCGGUGGUGAUCAGUGGCACCGCGUGUCCUCGGUCUAUGAGCCAGCAGGAGUGCCGGAGCUCCCCGCCGGCGCCUUGGGUCUUCCCGGUUCACUCGCGCUCCAGUGAGAGCCUGGAGCCGCUCCAGCAGCAGCCGCAGCAACCGCAGCAGCAGCCGCAAAAGCAGCAGUCCACGCGGGCACCAGACGCCUCUGGCCCUGGAGACGAGGAGAACAAUAAUAACGUGGAGUCUGACUCCAGCUCGUGCAGGACAUCCAACAGCAGUGUGACUUUGUCCUCAUGUGCGUCGAUGGAGCCGUGUGUGUCAGAUGAACAUUUCCAGGCACACAGUCAUGCUGAACACACCUUCAGGCGUAUGGAGGCCUACCUGAGGACCAGGAAACUUUGUGACGUUGUGCUUCUCGCUGGAGAUCGCAGAAUACCAGCACACAGACUAGUUCUGUCAUCAGUGUCGGAUUACUUUGCGGCUAUGUUCACCAGUGAUGUCCGAGAGGCUAAACAAGAGGAGAUCAAGAUGGAGGGCGUGGACCCAGAUGCAUUAUGGGUCUUGGUACAAUAUGCUUACACAGGGCGUCUGGAGUUGCGAGAGGACACUAUAGAGAGUUUGCUGUCAGGCUCUUGUCUUCUGCAGCUCUCUGCGGUGGUUCAGGCCUGCUGCAGUUAUCUAAUGAAACAACUCCAUCCCUCCAACUGUCUGGGCAUUCGAUCCUUUGCUGACGCUCAGGGAUGCCUAGACCUCCAUAAGGUGGCACACAACUACACAAUGGAGCACUUCAUGGAGGUCAUGAGGCAUCAGGAGUUUCUGCUCUUGCCCUCAUGUGAAGUGGAGAAGCUUUUAGCGUCUGAUGACAUGAACGUUCCAGAGGAGGAAACCGUGGUAACAGCACUACUCAGCUGGGUCCGUCAUGAUGUGACCACCCGUCAGUCACAGCUUUCUGCACUUCUUGCUCACAUCCGCCUUCCCCUGCUUAAACCACAGUUUUUAGCUGAUAUGGAGGCGAAUCCUUUGCUAAGGGACAGUGUGGAGUGUCAGCGGCUGGUGAUGGAGGCCAUGAAGUAUCAUUUGUUGCCAGAAAGACGUCCACUACUCCAAAGCCCGAGGACUCGGCCCCGCAAGGCCACCGUAGGGGCCCUGUUUGCCGUGGGUGGCAUGGAUGCCACUAAAGGAGCUACCAGUAUUGAGCAGUACUGUUUACGGAGGGACACGUGGCGGCAGGUGGCUGUCAUGAGUGGGAGAAGGCUGCAGUUCGGUGUGGCAGUUCUGGAUGACCGUCUGUAUGUAGUUGGGGGACGAGAUGGCCUGAAGACCCUAAAUACGGUGGAGUGUUACAACCCUCGCAGCAAAAGCUGGAGCGUCAUGCCUCCCAUGUCCACACACAGACAUGGCCUGGGUGUUGCUGUGUUAGAAGGCCCCAUGUAUGCAGUUGGAGGUCAUGACGGAUGGAGUUACCUAAGCACAGUGGAGCGCUGGGACCCUCAGGCUCGCCAAUGGAGCUUCGUAGCAUCAAUGGCAACACCUCGAAGCACAGUUGGAGUAGCAGUGUUAAACAGCAAGCUGUAUGCUGUGGGUGGCAGAGAUGGAAGUUCGUGUCUGAAAUCGGUGGAGUGUUUCGACCCUCACACCAACAAAUGGAGCAGCUGUGCCCCCAUGUCUAAACGCAGAGGUGGUGUCGGUGUAGCGACGUGGAAUGGCUUUCUCUAUGCUAUCGGUGGCCAUGACGCUCCAGCUUCAAGCUUAGCAUCUCGACUGUCAGACUGCGUCGAAAGGUACGACCCGAAGACAGACAUGUGGACAGCGGUAGCUCCCAUGAGCCUCAGCAGAGACGCUGUGGGUGUGUGUCUUCUGGGUGACCGUUUGUAUGCUGUCGGUGGUUACGAUGGUCAGGUUUAUCUCAACACAGUAGAAGCCUACGACCCCCAAACCAACGAGUGGACACAGGUUGCGCCGCUGUGUUUGGGUCGAGCUGGAGCUUGUGUGGUUGCAGUGAAGCUUUGAAUGGCCAGUAGCUGACAGUGCUCUUGAGUCCUGCGCUGGAUCCAGACUGACCAGAGAAUACCACGCUUGCUCAACUGUGCUGCUCCUUUUUGCCUUCUAGUAUGUGUUUAUCUAUUGAAAGUGGUUUAUUUCUUGGCUGUUAACA
Messenger RNA from Danio rerio (zebrafish), 2455 nucleotides. It is a transcript of the gene klhl5, whose product is annotated as kelch-like family member 5. NCBI's taxonomy places the organism in Eukaryota, Metazoa, Chordata, Actinopteri, Cypriniformes, Danionidae. Gene Ontology annotation, cellular component: cytoskeleton. The record is from RefSeq and is marked provisional.